ACCCAGAGGGUUUGCGCUUGCUUUUCUUGGGCCAUGGCGCCGCGGAGAUGGGCGCUGGCCUUGCUGCUUCCCUGCGGCAUCGCCUGGAUUGGAAGGUCCUUCGCGCCGACGCCUCGCAGCUUGCGCCGACUCCGCGCGCAGCCAGAGGUGGCAACCGGCCCGGUGGAGGCUGUGGGCAAAUGGUGGAACGAGACCUUCGAAUUCUGGGAUGCUCUCGAGAUUUGGAACGCACCCAGCUUGGACACGGACAAACGACCUGAGGCUGUCGAGCUGCACUCGUUGGUGGAGCAGAUCUUAGAUCUCACGAAUGGCACCGUCGUUCGGUCUGGGGCGGAGGCCAAAGCUGCUGUCCCCGAUGCCAAGAAGGAGGAGGUGGCGCGGAUCCUGGAGCUUCUGCCCGCCGCCUCGGUGGCCUACUACCGGAUGCGCUUCACCAGCGUCUUGUCCAAGCGCCCGGUGAAGCGGGGCUUCUCGAGCGGCGCAGUGUAUGCGAAUCUGGCGAUCCUCGCAGUGUUUGCGAGAGUUGUGGCUCCACGGCUGCUGGCGGCUGAGAACCUGGAUGACUUCUUCGAGGCUGUGCAGCCCCUGGGUGUGCCGGAUCGAGCUUCCUUGAUGGGUGUGUUGCAGUCCAUCGCGGAGUUCGAUACCUUGGUGAAGAUCGGGCUCUACGUCCUGGUCUUCAUUCUCGAGAAGCUGUUUAUGCUGACCGAGUUCCUUCCGAUUCAGAUCGCCCUGAAGACGCUGGCGCCCAUUAUCUUCGGAGGCCUGGUGCAGGGCGCGCUGGCCUCCGCUGCCACCGAGACGCUGGCGGCCAGCUGUAACUUCUUCAUCGGCCGCAGCUUCCUGGCGGAUCGACUUCAGGGCUUUUCCGCCUUUGGCAGUGAGCCGCUCGGCCGGCAGCCCUGGUUCGGACGCCUGGAGACCGCCGCCCAGGAGGAAGGGGCGCGCUUGUCGCUGCUGCUUCGGCUGGCGCCAGUGCUGCCGCUGCCUUUUGAUUCCUACUGGUACCUCUUGGGUGCCCUCGGGGUGACCUGGUGGGAGUUCGCGGCCGGGCACUUCGCUGGGUGCCUGAAAACGGCAUUCCUGGAUGCGUCCUUCGGAAUGCUGCUGCUCACCUCUGUGGGCAACGACGGGAGCGUGGUGCAAAGCCAAGCCCAGCAGAUCGUCCUGGUGGAGUCCGUCGCCUUCGCCACCGUGGCGGUGCUCGUGGGCACGGUGGCCACCAGGCUGAUCAACGAGCUUCUGGGCUUAGACGAGGAGGAGCCCGCGCAAGCUGAGCAAGCUGAGCAAGCUGAGCAAGCCGAGCCAGUGGCUGUGCGCAGGGACUAACGGUG
Effrenium voratum is the source of this 1334-nucleotide messenger RNA. NCBI's taxonomy places the organism in Eukaryota, Dinophyceae, Suessiales, Symbiodiniaceae. The record is from the annotation of a GenBank genome assembly.